This is a messenger RNA of Juglans microcarpa x Juglans regia, 1164 nucleotides long. Its product is annotated as transcription repressor OFP12-like. The transcript has a single exon. The record is from RefSeq and is a predicted model, not a curated record. Bases 173 to 871 code for a protein of 232 amino acids. Gene Ontology annotation, biological process: negative regulation of DNA-templated transcription. NCBI's taxonomy places the organism in Eukaryota, Viridiplantae, Streptophyta, Magnoliopsida, Fagales, Juglandaceae.
CUCUCUCUCUCAAUGAUCUGUAGCCAAACACGAUUAACACAAAUAAAUAGGGCUUCACUCCUCGAAUCUCUCUCAUCUGUCAUCCUCUCUAAUUACUAAUAUCUCGGUCUCUUUCUCUCCUAGCUAGCUAGCUAGCUAGGCCUGUGAAUCUAGCAGAUCAAGACUAGUGAGGAUGCCAAUUAGCACACUAGGAAGAAACAUCAACCUCUGUUUCAUGAAGAUCAAAUGGCCUCCCUCACCCCAAUCCCCUUCAUCACAAACCCCAGAUCAUGAUCAUCAUCAUGACCAUACAUUAAUACCCACCACCACCUCCACAUCAACCCUCAUGAUUAGAAACUUUAACUCCCUCUAUGACCACACCUCUGACUCCUCCUCCCCCCUCUCCGCCACUGCCUCAUCCUCCUCCUAUGUCGAGCCCGACCCAGAUGAUGACACAACCGCCACCGCCGCAGACUUCGCCUCCGCCUUUGCCUCCCACCGCUUCUUCUUCUCCUCACCUGGCCGCUCCAACUCCAUUGUCGAAUCCACCAUUGAUGAGUCGAACUUACCACCCAUUAUUGCAGCAGCACAAAAGCCAGAGAAGGUGUUCAACAACGGUGUGCCGGUCCCCAAGUACUCACCAGACCCCUACGCCGACUUCAGACGCUCCAUGCAGGAGAUGGUAGAGGCGCGUGAGCUCGUGGACGUGAAAUCCAACUGGGAAUUCUUGCAUGAGCUUCUUUUAUGCUAUCUUGCGCUCAAUCCUAAGAACACCCACAAGUUCAUUGUGGGAGCUUUUGCGGAUCUACUCGUCAGCCUCAUGUCGCAGCAACCGUCCGAGGGUUAUAGGCGCACAGAUCCUAACCUUGCUCGUUGCUAUGAAGAAGUGUGAACUUCACAACGGUUAGAUUAAAUUAAGGUUGGGGUUUUACUACCACCGGGCCGGGGAUAAAAAGAAGACGACUUAAGACAAAGCUGCAUGUACAUGUAACGUGGGUACGUUGUCAGUCAGUUAAUAUUGAUGAUUAACUAUAUAGUUGUGGGGAACUAAGGUUGGUCCACCUUUUUAGAGUUAUCUAUUAAUCAUUUCAGACUUAUCCUUCAUGCAUCUUUUAAUACUUGCAUGAUUUCUUUCCAUGUGACAUUAUAUUUUGAGGCUAUUUUAUUUUUAAGUUCAUCUUGUAA